AUUAAUACUGUUAAUCAUAAAAUUAUUGGUACUUAUUAUAUUAUUCUUGGAUAUUGAGCUAGAUUUGGUGGUUCUUUAUUGUCUAUGGUUAUGCGUUUUGAAUUAUCUAGGCCGGGUGGUUAUUUAUUUUUUGGAAACGGCCAAGUUUAUAAUACGGUUUUGACUAUGCAUGGUGUUUUAAUGAUUUUUUUUGUUGUUAUACCUAUUUUAAUCGGAGGAUUUGGUAAUUGAAUGCUUCCUGUAAUAUUGGGGGCUCCUGAAAUGGCUUUUCCUCGGAUUAAUGCUUUGUCUUUUUGAGUAACUUUUGUGGCUUUGUUUAUAGUUUACCAAUCGUUUUUUGUUGGCGGGGGUGCAGGAAGUAGUUGAACUUUUUAUCCUCCUCUUAGUGUUGAGGGUCAGCCUGAGCUAUCUUUAGAUGUUAUAGUUUUGGGUUUACAUACUUCUGGGAUUGGUUCUUUAUUAGGGGCUAUUAAUUUUAUGGUUACUGUUCAAAAUAUGCGGUCUGUUGCUGUUACUUUAGAUCAAGUUAGGAUAUUUGUUUGGACUUCUUAUUUAACUUCUUUUUUGUUAGUUUUGUCUGUGCCGGUUUUAGCGGGUUCUCUUUUAUUUUUAUUAUUUGAUCGUAAUUUUAAUACUUCUUUUUAUGAUACUAGAAAGGGCGGUAAUCCAUUGCUUUAUCAACAUUUGUUUUGAUUUUUUGGUCAUCCGGAAGUGUAUGUUAUUAUUUUGCCUGUAUUUGGUAUUAUUAGGGAGGCGGUAUUGUUUUUAACUGACAAAGAUCGUUUGUUUGGUCAAACUAGUAUGACUUUUGCUUCUAUUUGAAUUGCUGUUUUAGGUACUUCUGUUUGAGGUCAUCAUAUAUAUACUGCGGGGUUAGAUAUUGACACUCGUACUUAUUUUAGUGCUGCUACUAUGAUUAUUGCUAUUCCAAGAGCUGUCAAAAUUUUUAAUUGACUUGGAACUUUUUUUGGUUCUAAUCAAAGGUUUCAGCCUCUAUGAUGUUGAACUUAUAGCUUUAUUUUUCUUUUUACGGUUGGGGGGCUGAGUGGUAUUAUUUUAAGUGCUGCUAGUUUAGAUAUUAUUUUACAUGAUACUUAUUAGGUUGUUGCACAUUUUCAUUAUACUUUAAGUUUGGGUGCUGUUUACGGCAUUUUUUGUGGAUUUUGUCUUUGGUUACCGUAUGUUUAUGGUGUUUCUUUUGACAGUGUUAUAAUGAUAACUGUUUUUAUUUGUUUUUUUGUUGGGACUAAUAUAACUUUUUUUCCUAUACAUUUUGCUGGAAUACAGGGGAUACCUCGUAAAAUUUUGGAUUAUCCUGAUUGUUAUGUUAUAUUUCAAACUGUCUCUUCUUUGGGUUCUGUAAUUACUUUUAUUGGAUUUAUUUUAUUUAAUUACUUAUUAAUAGAUUCUAUUUUUUUUUCUCGUUCUUUAGGAAUUUCUUUUUAUAAUUUUCAUAGUCCCGCGUAUGCUUUAAAUAUCCCACUUUUACCUGACUGUUUUGUGGAAGAGUCUAUAAAUGUUGGGUUAUCGUGAAAGAUGAUAGAUGAUAGUUUUUUCAACUAUCGUCGUAUUGGUUAUGGCUAUUAUAGAAAG
Molecule: messenger RNA, 1593 nt
Organism: Cercopithifilaria johnstoni
Lineage: Eukaryota; Metazoa; Nematoda; Chromadorea; Rhabditida; Onchocercidae
Source: the annotation of a GenBank genome assembly